UUGGGGUGUUCACAGUUCGUUCCAAAUUGUGUCUGAAAAUGUAGACGUCUACAUUUUAAGACGUUUUUAGCAUCAAACUGUGAGCACCCCUUUCUCGCAGUUGUCGCAAAAUCGUCGCAAAACUUUACUGCUGUUGCCAGACAUUUCUUGUUUGGGUCAAUUCGAAAAUUUAGUUUAUAAUUCAUAUUCUGCUUUGAAUGCUCUUUGAAAAUUGUCAAUGCGAUGCUAAUAUGCCGAUUACAAGUGAAAAAGGAGAACUGUUAAAUGGACUGUGCUUCCAAAAUGCACUAGAUUUAUUAAUGAAUGAUUCAAGUGACGAUGAAAAUGAGGAGGACAUCAUGUUGGCCUUUACCAUCAAUGUUGUGGAAACACUUACAAAUCGACGAGCAACUCAUUUUUAUGUUCCGAAAACACAGGAUUGGACGCAAAGUGUGCUUGGGCAGUUCGAUAGCAACAGAUGUCGUCAGAUGCUACGUGUUGAGAUCGAGGAGUUCAGCUACAUCUUAUCGCUCAUCAAGGACGACAAGGGUUUCUCGAACAAAAAUGGCGUUCCUCAGCUGUCUAUAGAACGGCAAUUGCAGAUUGCCCUGUUCAGACUUGGUUCAAGUGGAGAGAGUGCAUCCGUUCGAAAAAUUGCUACAUUGUUUGGAGUUGGUGAUGGUGGCACAUUAAAUAUUGUAACAUAUCGUGUCAUAAAAGCGCUCAUUAAUUUAAAACACAAAUUUUUGUUUUGGCCGUCAGAAACUGAGAGAAAAGCUAUCGUAGCAAAGACAAUGCAUGAGCUACCCGGAUGUAUUGGUUAUGUUGAUGGGUCUGAAAUUAGGCUAGCAGAAGCGCCGGUUAAAAAUCAUGAGCUGUAUUUUUCCCGAAAAAAGCAGUAUUCCGUUAAAAUACAAGUCGUUUGCGAUUUUAAUUUGCAAAUUCGUCAAGCAAGCUUGGGCCACCGAGGCAGUGUUCACGAUGCCAAGAUAUACAGCCUCUCACCUAUUUGCAAAAAUUCAGCAAGGUACUUUUCGGAGAAACAGUGGCUGGCUGGUGAUUCUGCUUAUCCAGUUGGUGCCAACUUGAUAACACCAUUCAGACAAAACAGUACUGAGCUAACAAAGGACAAAAGAGACAAAUUCAAUAAAUACUUUUCCAAAUACAGAGUGAGGGUGGAAAACUGUUUUGGAAAACUAAAGGAGCGGUUCAACAGUUUAAAGGAGAUGCGAUUCCGUUUACAUGAUACAGAUAAUCAUAAAAGGUGUUCUGAAUGGAUAUUAGCCUGCUGCAUUCUCCACAACAUAAUACAGCAGUAUCAGCAGGUUGGUGAUGAAACCGAAGGGUGUGAAGCUGUUGUUUAUCCAGCUGAAUUUUCCUUUCGAUGGCCUUAA
Molecule: messenger RNA, 1373 nt
Organism: Rhagoletis pomonella (apple maggot)
Lineage: Eukaryota; Metazoa; Arthropoda; Insecta; Diptera; Tephritidae
Product: protein ALP1-like
Exons: 3
Coding region: 198-1373 (391 amino acids)
Source: RefSeq, a predicted model, not a curated record